GAUGGCACACGGUCCCUCCGUAACCCCACUGUCUCACACUCACUCACCCACUCUGUGCUUGCAACCCAUAAAACACUACCGGAUGGAGACGGAAAAUCCUUCUGGAUGUCCAGUAGCGGUAGAAGCAUGAACGCUGGAUUACAACCUUUCCACGCUGCAUAGGACGGGAUGUAAGGAUGAAGUUAUAACGGAACUUUCUUAAACGCCACUAACUGACAGCGUUUCAAGAACAAAUUGCAUAUUUUUGUACUGUAGAAGUCAGGAUGAUUGUAUGCCAGGCGGUCCUGGUGUUGGGCUUGUUCUGGGUCAGAACCGACGCGCAGGAACGGGGACCUCGUCCAUGGCCCUUACCAGGUGAAGAACCAGACCCGGACCCUGUCCUUCCUGAUCCAUCGGGCCAGUGCUGUCAUCAGGAAAUCAUGUGUCCGAUCAACGUGUACUUUGUCCUGGACACGUCCGAGUCCGUGGCUCUGCUGGAGCAGCCCCCAGGCAGCACUGUGAAUAGCAUCAAGGAGUUCACCAAGUACUUUGCCGUGCGUCUGAAGGACGAGACCUUCACCAACGGGGUCCAGCUCUCGUGGACCAUGGGAGGCCUCCACUUCUCCCAGAACAACAAGGUCUUCAGCAAGAUCACCAACCGCGACGAAUUCCUCCGCAACGUCAAGACUGUCGAUUACUUUGGCAAGGGCUCAUACAUCGACUGUGCCCUCAACAACAUGACGGAGGCGAUCGCACAGCACCCGUUCCCGAUGAAGACGGUGAACUUCGCCGUGGUCGUGACGGACGGCUACGAGACGGGACACCCGUGCGGCGGCAUCAAGGCGGCGGCCGAGCGGGCGAGGGACCAGGGAAACCAGCUGUUCGCCGUGGCCGUGUCGCAGAGUAAAUUGGAGACAGGACUGCGAGAGAUCGCCAGCUCCCCAGUCGAAAUGUUCCGUGACGACUUUGUGGCGGUUGACCUGCCUCAGACCACAAAUGUGAACAUGCAAACAAUCGAACGGAUUAUUAUGACAAUGAAAAAUCGUGCCUAUCAGGAGUGUUUCAGGCCCAAGUGUGUGGAACGGGAUGGCACUCUCGGUCCGAAAGGUCGCAGAGGACCAAAAGGACAAAAGGGGGUUAUUGGAGUGCAUGGAUUGAGAGGUCAUAAGGGACAGGCGGGGGAUCCAGGUCUUGAGGGUCCUAUUGGGCCGCCAGGUCCAAAGGGUGAAACUGGACCAAAAGGAGACAAAGGUGACAUUGGAGACCAAGGUGGAAAGGGCGUUGCUGGACUUUCAGGUCGCAAUGGAACAGAUGGCCAGAAGGGCAAGAUCGGUAGGAUUGGCGCCCCAGGGUGCAAAGGAGAUCAAGGAGACAAGGGAAUAGAUGGCUAUCCUGGAGAUUCUGGUGACCCUGGACCUGCCGGACCUAUGGGAGUGAAGGGGGACCCUGGACGCGGAGGCAGAUCAGGCCCUCCUGGGCCACCAGGAGAUGUUGGACCAAAAGGGGAGAGAGGAGUGCCAGGCACACAAGGCUUUCCAGGAACCAAAGGGCCACAAGGAGGACCAGGAGGAAUUGGGCCAAAAGGAGAACAGGGAAGAACAGGCAAUACUGGAGCCAAAGGCACUCAAGGAAGAGUUGGACCCAAAGGAGAUAAGGGGGAGCCUGGCCCUGAAGGCGUGAGGGGAGUGCCUGGACAGGGUGGGGCCAAAGGAGCAAAGGGGCAUCCAGGUUUGGGAGGCCCUAGAGGACCACCAGGGGAAACAGGAACUCCAGGCACCCAGGGGCCCGCAGGGGACACUGGAGACGAGGGUCCCAGGGGAGAUGUUGGCCCCCCAGGACCAAGGGGUGACCGUGGAAGAAACGGGUUCAGUUAUCCUGGCUCGAGAGGACGAACAGGCGACCGGGGUGAGAAAGGAAGAAAGGGUCCCCGGGGUAGCAGAGGGGACUGCGGGGCAAAAGGAGAUCCUGGGACCAAAGGAGAAAAUGGUGAUCCGGGCGAUCCGGGACUGGUGGGGCAACCUGGGACCAGAGGACUGUCGGGAGAUGCUGGUCCUCCUGGGGACCCUGGCCCGGAGGGAGACCCUGGACUGAGCGAAUGUGAUGUCAUGAGCUAUAUCAGAGAGACGUGUGGCUGUUGUGACUGUGAGAAGCAAUGUGGCGCUCUGGACAUUGUGUUUGUGAUUGACAGCUCAGAGAGCGUGGGGCUCACAAACUUCACCCUGGAGAAACACUUUGUCAUCAACACCAUGAACAAGCUGGGCUCCAUGGCAACGAACCCCAACUCAGCUUCAGGGACACGAGUCGGAGUGGUGCAGUACAGCCAUAACGGAACCUUCGAGGCCAUCCGUCUGAACGACCCAAACAUCAACUCACUAUCUGCCCUCAAGAAGGCUAUAAAGGAGCUGAAGUGGAUUGCCGGCGGGACAUGGACUCCGUCCGCACUCAAAUACGCCUAUGACACCAUCAUCCGUGAUGGCAGACGAGAGGGGGCCAGGGUGACUGCGGUGGUCAUCACAGAUGGCCGCUACGAUCCUAAAGACGAGCCCGGUCUGCUCCGGUCCCUUUGCCAGGACCCUGAUGUAGACGUCAUGGCCGUAGGGAUCGGGGACAUGUUCAACGUCCCGGUGCAGGACGAGACGUUGGUCAGCAUCACCUGUGACCGGCCGCAGCGCGUGAGAAACAUGACCAAGUACACAGACCUAGUGGCUGACGCGUUUAUCAAGGAGGUCGAGACGGUGCUUUGCCCAGACCCAGUCAUUAUUUGCCCAGAUCUGCCUUGCCAAACAGAUAUGGCCGUGGCACCUUGUUCUGACCGGCCUGUGGAUCUCGUCUUCCUGGUGGACGGUUCGGAACGCAUUGGCCAGGAGAACUUCGACCGUGUGCAGCGCUUCAUCGAGAGGGUGGCACGACGCCUCCCGAUGGCUCGGGACGGCAGUGACGCCAUGGGAGCCCGCGUCGCGGUCAUGCAGUACGGCCGCGCCAACCAGCACCAGGUGGCGUCCGGCCUCACACACAACCUCGGCGUCCUCACCGAGCGUAUGGAAGGCAUGCACUACCUGGACGCCUCGUCCGACGUCACCUCAGCCAUCACCCACGCCGUCAGCAACGUGCUGUUCUCCGAACGUGUUCGGCAGACCAGGCGUGAGGCCGAGGUCAACUUUGUCUUCGUCACGGACGGCGUUACAUCGACAGAGGGGCUCAAGGAGGUUCUUGGGGUCAUGCGGAAAGAGCAGGUGGUGCCCUCGGUUGUCGCCUUGGGCAACGAGGUGGACAAGGAGGUGGUCAUGCAGUUGGCACUCGGGGAUCGUAAUGCAGUGUUCCAAGGGCCAGACUACACACACCUGUCCGAGCUGAACUAUUUCGAUCGGUUUAUCCGCUGGGUGUGUUAAUGUAAGGCCGACAGGAGUUAGAUGUUUAGGAGGAAUUAGAUGUUUAGUUUCCUCCUACCACAGGUGCUUCUAUGUUUUAACUGAAUUUGUAUGUUUGGUUUUAUUUUUGUUACAUGUGACUUCUUAUUCAUUCUCAUAGUUAAACCAGUCAAAAGUUAAACCAGGAUUAACACGUUGUUUUCUGAUUAACACAAGUUAUCACAUAGCCUACUAGGCUACUUUGAGCCAAUACAAUUUCUAGGGUUGGAUUUAUUCAGCAUCAAAUCCAUCAUCACGCUCUCCCAUUGCUCAUCUCUCAGUACAACAUAAAAGCACACAUUUUUGUUUGUAGUGAAAGGUUUGACAUCCAGUCAUUGAUCCUUUCUGCCUAGAUUUCAAGUUGUCUCGAACGCACCAAUGGCACACUUCCAAUGUAUUCCAUGCAGUGCCAGUGAGGUACUAAGUGGUAUAAGAUACGGUACGUCCCUGACUGGUUAUCAUGCUAACUUUAGUGGAUAUCUCAGCAACACAGGGCAUGAGGUUCGAAUCCAACCUGUGGUCAUUUCCCCACCCCACCCCAACUUGCUUCUUGUCUGCACAUAACAGGCAAAAAGCCUAAAAUAUAUACUUACAAUGUCAUGUGGCUUCAGCAUUUGCUGCUCAUUUCACCCUCUGACUACUGUUAAUCUCAGAGUUUCUCUCAUUUCACCCUCUGAUUACUGUUAAUCUGAGUUUCUCUCAUUUCACCCUCUGACUACUGUUAAUCUGAGUUUCCCCACCCCCUGAAUCCCCCACAUUGGCACAUUGAAAACAUAUUUGUUUUUCGCCCUUGAGCAUUUCAUCUGCUUUGAUAAAGGGGUAAAUACGAACUUUACAGCAACAGGCUGUGUGGCUGUGUUGAACAAUAUAUAUUACUGUUGGCUCACUAUCAUCACUGUAUCAUGUGAGGAAAAAAAAUAUUUCUUACACACAUUUGUGUCUGCCUUUAUCUAGGUGCUUAUCUUGGUCUGGUUACCAAAAACGACAUGUUGUAAGAUCUACCGGGUGCCUUUGAACUCAAAUAAAGAAUGUUGUGUUUCCCUA
Messenger RNA from Alosa alosa (allis shad), 4430 nucleotides. Its product is annotated as collagen alpha-2(VI) chain-like. The record is from RefSeq and is a predicted model, not a curated record. NCBI's taxonomy places the organism in Eukaryota, Metazoa, Chordata, Actinopteri, Clupeiformes, Clupeidae. Bases 264 to 3368 code for a protein of 1034 amino acids. The transcript has 28 exons.